AUGUCAGCAGCUUAUGUCAAUGUGGCUUCAGGUGACAAACAUUCACGUGUUAUAUUGGAUAACGAUGAUGAUGAUGAUGAUGAUGAUGAUUUUCACCUGUCGGAUGUUUCAUCUAAUGGAACAAUGCGUGACGAUGAUGAUCAAGAAUGGGAUUGCAGUAGCAUAGAAACUACAGAUUCUGAUGUAGAACAUGCUAAUAUCGUCAAUGCAAAAACAAAGGAAACAGAAACUCAGAAAAAACGAGUUCUUACAAUGGCAGCACUUAUGAAACAGGCUUUCUCCAAUACAAAACCUAAAACUUCCAAGCCUAAACCUUCCAAGACUGCUAAAAAGGAAUUUGAUUAUGUAGAUGAAGGUGAUGCAACACAUAUUUGUGAGCAUUGUGGAGCGUAUAUGUGGUUUGGUGAACGCAUAAACAAGAGUAGAAAGUCCAAGAAACCCAUUUUUACUUUAUGUUGUAUGCAAGGUCAAGUUCAGUUGCCUCUUUUAAAGAAACCCCCCGAGAUUAUGGAAAGACUACUUAAUGGAAGUGAUAAGCUCAGCAAACAUUAUCAAAGGAACACCCGACCAUAUAACAUGGUCUUUUCAUUUACUUCUAUAGGAGGGAAGGUUGAUCGUUCUGUUCCUAAAGGAAAGGGACCAAAAAUGUUUCAGCUUCAAGGUGAAAACUACCAUAGGAUGGGGAGUUUGAAACCUAGGGAUGGGGAGUCUGCAAAGUUUGGUCAACUAUACAUUGUCGACACAGAAAAUGAGGCAGAGAAUAGAAUAAACGCAUUGAGCAAAGGCAAGAAAGAUGGUUUGAAAAAGGAGAUCAUUCAGAAAGUAAUAGCUAUGCUAGACGAAGUGAAUCCAUAUGUCUCCAAAUUUCGGCAAGCUAGACACAGAUUGGAUAAUAAAACCGAGAGUACUCUCCAUAUGAGGAUUGUUAGUGACCGUACAAAAGAUGGAAGGACAUAUAGCAUGCCUACUGCUUCUGAAGUUGCAGCAUUAAUCCCGGGAGACUUUCAAUUGGGAAUGGAUAAGAGGGACAUUAUUAUUGAGGAAAAAUCAGGCAACCUUCAAAGGAUAAGUGAAAUUCAUGUUUCAUACCUUGCAUUACAGUAUCCUCUAAUAUUUGUUUAUGGUGAGGAUGGAUUUCGACUUGGUAUUAAGAAGGGAGUCACAGAAGCUACUAAGAAGUUGAAAAAGGAUACAAUAAGCAUGAGGCAGUUUUUUGCAUUCAGGAUUCAAGAUAGAGAAAAUGAGUCUAACGUUUUGCUGAAGUCAAGAAGGUUGUUUCAGCAAUUUCUGGUUGAUGCUUACACAACAAUUGAAUCUAACAGGCUCCGUUACCUCAAGUUUAACCAGACAUGUUUGCGAUCCGACAGCUAUGAUUCUAUUAAAGAAUCUGAGAGUGCAGGCAACAUCGAUAUGAAUGAACAAGGUCAGCAGUUUGUAUUGCCAGCAUCUUUCACAGGAAGUCCUAGAUACAUGAAGAAUAACUAUCUAGAUGCCAUGACCAUUUGCAAACAUUUUGGUUUCCCUGAUCUUUUUAUCACAUUCACUUGCAAUCCUAAAUGGCCAGAGAUUACUAGAUACGUUCAGAAACAUGGAUUGAAAGCUGAAGACAGACCUGACAUUAUUUGUCGGGUGUUUAAGAUGAAGCUUGACAAUUUGAUGGAUGAUUUAACAAAGAAGAAGCUUUUGGGAAAAACUGUUUCAUCUAUGUAUACUGUGGAGUUUCAAAAACGUGGCCUCCCUCAUGCUCACAUCCUACUUUUUAUGCAUCCUGAUUCAAAAUUGCCAACUACUGAUGACAUAGACAAGAUCAUAUCUGCUGAAAUACCAGAUAAAGAUGAAGAGCCAGAGCUGUAUAAUGUUGUUAAGGACAUGAUGAUUCAUGGUCCAUGUGGAGCAGCCAACAUGAAUUCACCAUGUAUGGUUAAUGGGAAAUGUGAGAAGAAUUAUCCUAAACGACAUUCAGAGAAAACUACAGUUAACAAAGAGGGCUUUCCUGUGUAUAGGCGACGUACACAACCAGGCGUUUAUGUUGAGAAAAACGGCAUUAAACUCGAUAAUAGAUGGGUUAUCCCAUAUAACAAGAAGUUGUCUCUCCGUUAUAGAGCUCACAUCAAUGUUGAGUGGUGCAACCAAGCUGGUUCUAUUAAAUAUUUGUUUAAGUAUAUUAACAAGGGAGCAGAUCGUGUUACUGUUGCUGUUGAACCAUCAGAGGCUGUUGAACCAUCAGAAAAUGUUGCACCAAAUGAUGCCACAGUUGAAGAAGGUGUGAAGAAGAAAAAAAAGAAUGAAAUAAAAGACUUCUUCGAUUGCAGAUAUGUUUCAGCUUGUGAAGGUGCCUGGAGAAUUUUUAAGUAUCCGAUUCAUUACAGAUCUACUCCGGUUGAGAUACUGCAAUUCCAUCUACCAGGGAAACAAAAAAUUAUUUUCAAAGGUAAAGACAAGCUUCAUGACGUUGUCAGCCGUGAACUCAUUCAAAACACAAUGUUUCUAGCGUGGUUUGAGUUGAAUAAGGUGGAUGCUUUCGCAAGGACUUUAACUUAUGCUCAGAUCCCUAACUUUUAUACCUUUGAUAAGCGUAAAAAGGUGUUCAAUAGAAGGAAACAAGGAUUUAGUGUUGGAAGAAUCAAUUAUGCUCCACGCAAGCAAGAGGCAGCCUAUUACUUGAGAGUGUUAUUGAACAUUGUUAAAGGUCCUACCAGUUUUGAAGAAAUAAAGACCUAUAACAAUGUAGUAUAUGCUGAGUACAAAGAUGCAUGUUACGCUAGAGGAUUAUUGGACGACGAUCAAGAAUAUAUUGAUGAUUUAGUGAGGCACAGCUUUCAAAGUUCUGCAGCCUUUGUUAGAGAGAUGUUUGUGAUGAUGAUAUGCUCUGAUAGUUUAAGUCAACCAGAGGUUGUCUUCCGACAAACUUGGGAACUAUUGUCAGAAGACAUCGAGUAUCAUCAUAGGAAACGUCUGAAUAGACCAGAACUUAUUUUAACUGAUGAAGAGAAACAACAAUUUGCUUUGAUAGAGAUUGAGAAGCUUAUGAAACGAAAUGGGAGUUCUUUAUCCACUUAUGAAUCUAUGCCAAAGAUUCGAAGUAGUCGUAGUCGGGUUGAGAAUGUAUUGAUAUUCGAUGAACGUAACUACGAUCUUGGAGAACUUGGAACGGCUCAUGAUAGAGAUAUACUCAGGCUGACGGAUGAACAGAAGAAAAUCUAUGAUGAGAUCAUUGGUGCUGUUGAUGCUGAAAGAGGUGGAAUGUUCUUUAUUUAUGGAUUUGGUGGCACUGGAAAAAC
Messenger RNA from Raphanus sativus (radish), 3281 nucleotides. RefSeq lists its product as uncharacterized. Gene Ontology annotation, biological process: DNA repair; telomere maintenance. The record is from RefSeq and is a predicted model, not a curated record. Lineage: Eukaryota; Viridiplantae; Streptophyta; Magnoliopsida; Brassicales; Brassicaceae. The annotation marks the transcript as partial. Gene Ontology annotation, molecular function: DNA helicase activity. The transcript is spliced from 8 exons.